AUGAAGUCCUUCUAUCUCGCUUUCUACGUCAGUGCGACUUGGAUCAGUCGAGUAUCCUCGAUCCCGACACCAGGAGAGGGCGGGUCUGUGUUGAAGACCAUUCACCAGUUUCCCAACUAUACAUGGAUUGAAAAUAUGGCCAUUCGUAGUAACGGUCAAAUUCUCGCGAAUGACUUGAGCAGCGGCCAAAUUUACCUUGUCAAUCCACAAGAAUACCAAGUUGCGCCGCCAGUUAUUGCCCAGUUCCCAAAUGGAACUGCCAUCACCGGCAUUGCUGAGAUUGAGGAAGAUGUCUUCUACACGCAAAGCGUUCAGGGAAACGCGUAUGAGGUCAAGUUCGUUCCGAACACGACUGUCAUCUGGGAGGUAGACAUACGAGGUUACCGUAAGGGUGGUCAAGCCUCUCUACGCAAAGUAGUUGAGAUUCCAGCCGCUAAUCUUCCCAAUGGCAUGACCUUACUAAACAAACAAGAUGGAACUAUCCUCAUCGCUGACUCGGUACUCGGGGUCGUCUGGCGAGUGAAUGUAUACACAGGCGCGUACGAGAUUGUGUUGGAUGACUCGCUGCUCAAGCCCGUGCCUGGAUCGACGUUUCUUUUUGGCGUUAAUGGCGUGCAUGUGGUCGAUGAUAUUCUUUAUUUUUCAAAUACCAACCAGGCUAUCCUCGCCAAAGUACCAAUUUCCCGCAACGGUCUUCCAACUGGCCCCAUCGUCACGAUUACCAAAAGUGUCCCAGCCGCCGAUGACUUUACCGUCGACCGUUCUGGCAAUAUAUGGCUUGCUGAGAAUGUGGAAAAUACGUUUGUUCGCGUUUCAACAGACGGGCAGGUCCAGACUAUUGUUGGAGGAGUGAAUUCGACCGCUUUGAUCGGUCCGGUGGCUACGGCCUUUGGCCGUGGUCGCGACGAUCGCGAUAUUCUCUAUAUCUCGACCGACGGGCUUACUGAGAAUAGCAAUGGGAUGAUUCUCACCAGCAAUGGCAAGAUUGCAUCUAUUGACACCAACUGCUGGCGGUGAAUAUCAACCCGUCCGAGUGCACUUAGCAUCAAUGAAGAAAAUAUUCUAUAUUGACUCUAAACCAUGUCUUUGAGAAAUCUGGCUAUCUUAACACUGUUCUGACGGUUCUAUCGUUGUAAUUAUUAUUAGUAUGGAAGGC
Messenger RNA from Talaromyces proteolyticus, 1156 nucleotides. RefSeq lists its product as uncharacterized. The transcript has 2 exons. NCBI's taxonomy places the organism in Eukaryota, Fungi, Ascomycota, Eurotiomycetes, Eurotiales, Trichocomaceae. The record is from RefSeq and is a predicted model, not a curated record. Bases 1 to 1017 code for a protein of 338 amino acids.